GGUUACGGGUGAAGAUUUCGGAGUUUUAUUCGUGUGUCUAACACCUAAAUAGGAGCCACUUUCCCAUAGAAAGUCUUCCAAUGAGGCACUCCCACUUGGCAUAUUGCCUAUGUGUUUCGCUCCGUAGUUAUGAUCUCACGCGAUCGCUCUCUACUGCCGACACUAACGGAGUGAAUGAAGCCAUUUAACACUGAUGGUACGGGUAAAGAUUUUGGGGUCUUUUUACACCUAAAUAGGAGCCAUUUUCUCAUAAAAAGUCCUCCCGAGAGGUACAGAUUGCCCAUAUGUAUGUGUUGCACCCAAACCAAAUCCUAAGUGUCGUUCUUGAUGUGCUGAGAAAAGCAUUUGACAUGUUCGAUCGUGAUAAGAAAGGUUUCAUUCAUACAAAUAUGGUCUCCACCAUUCUUCGUACUCUUGGGCAGACAUUCGAAGAGAAGGAUCUCAAAGCGUUAAUUGCUGAGAUCGAUCAAGAUGGAAGUGGAGAGUUAGAAUUUGAUGAAUUCUUGGCAUUAACUGCUAGAUUUCUCAUAGAAGAAGAUACAGAAGCCAUGCAAGAAGAACUAAGAGAAGCCUUCAGGAUGUACGAUAAAUCAGGGAAUGGUUAUAUUAACGUUUCUGAUUUGAGGGAGAUUCUAAGAGCCUUGGAUGAUAAAUUGACGGAAGAUGAAUUAGACGAGAUGAUCGCCGAAAUCGAUACCGACGGAAGUGGAACCGUAGAUUUCGAUGAAUUUAUGGAAAUGAUGACUGGAGAUUGAAGAGAGAAGUUUAGUUACAUAUGGAAGCUUUCUUCGCCUGAUAGUCUGGCGCAAACCAUUGCAUCGAGCGGUGCACCAUUCGUGAAUGUUGCUUCUGCUGUUCCAUUUUUCUGUACAGAGCAUUUCUUUAUUGGCAAAAUCAUGAAGAAAAUUCUACAAAUACAAUCCAAUAUAAUUAAUUAAUAUGUAAAUCUUAUCAACCCAGUUGUUAACUCUUUUAUCAGCAUCAUAAAGUCGUGACAAGAAUGAAAUUUUACAUUCGUUUUCUAAUCAAUUAUUAGUAAACUUUCUAGGAAUGCUAAUAAACUUUUGAUAAUAUAUAAUUAAUUAUAA
Molecule: messenger RNA, 1088 nt
Organism: Centruroides sculpturatus (bark scorpion)
Lineage: Eukaryota; Metazoa; Arthropoda; Arachnida; Scorpiones; Buthidae
Product: troponin C
Exons: 4
Coding region: 285-755 (156 amino acids)
Molecular function (GO): calcium ion binding; enzyme regulator activity
Source: RefSeq, a predicted model, not a curated record